Messenger RNA from Penicillium odoratum, 957 nucleotides. Its product is annotated as putative aldo-keto reductase (AKR). The record is from RefSeq and is a predicted model, not a curated record. Gene Ontology annotation, molecular function: aldose reductase (NADPH) activity. The annotation marks the transcript as partial. Gene Ontology annotation, cellular component: cytosol. Lineage: Eukaryota; Fungi; Ascomycota; Eurotiomycetes; Eurotiales; Aspergillaceae. The transcript has 2 exons.
AACAUGGCUCGAGCGAUGAUGAAAAUGUGGGAAAAGUACUACCUACGUUCCUUCCAGGACUCCCCACCGACUCUCAUCCCAAAUUUCCUCUACGGCACUGCCUGGAAGAAAGACCGGACAGCCGAUCUUGUCUACAAGGCAGUCAGCGCCGGCUUUCGCGGUAUUGACACAGCGGCUCAACCUCGACAUUACCAGGAGCCACUGGUCGGCGAUGGAAUUCGCAAGGCAAUUGCGGAAGGAGUGGUCCGACGAGAGGAUCUCUACGUCCAAACCAAAUUUAGUCCAGUAUCUGCACAAGACCCGGAUAAUAUGCCCUAUGAUGCCAAUGCAUCCCUGACGGAGCAGGUACAUGCAUCGAUGAAGUCAUCGUUGCACAAUCUUCGACCAUCUGCUGACCCGAAGAGCGUGGUCGAGGCGUACAUUGACACGGUGGUUGUCCAUAGCCCGUUGCGUACUAUCGAGCAGACUAUCGAGGUAUGGGAGGCCUUGCAGACCUAUGUACCUCACCAGAUUCGCAACCUAGGGAUAUCCAACUGUCCUCUACCAGUACUUCAUGCUCUUUAUACCUCCCCCGUGGUGAAGGUGAAGCCUUCAGUCGUGCAGAAUCGAUUCUAUGACGAUACUCUCUAUGAUGUUCCACUGCGAGCAUUCUGCCGCGAGAAAGACAUCAUCUACCAAAGCUUCUGGACACUGACUGCAAACCCGGAGCUUGUACGAUCGGAGCCGGUGCAGAAACUCGCUGCUCACAUCGGGAUCAGUCCCGCAGCUGCGCUGUAUACACUAGUGAUGGGGCUCGGUAACAUUACAGUGCUGAAUGGCACCACAAAUGAAACCCGCAUGGCCGAAGACCUGGCCAGCCCGAAGAAAGUGGAAGAGUUUACACAGACCCAGCCAGCUGAGUGGCAGGCAUUGAUGAAAGGAUUUCAGGAACUCGUUGGUGAUGAUACCGCUAGUUAA